UGAUCGGCGUUCAGAUCGCGUCGGAGAGCGUCGCGUCAUUUCUCUCUUUUCUAUUUGAAUGUUGUCGCGCUGGAGGAGCGGUGAUGGAGCCUCACACACCGAGCUGAUCACGGGCACCGCCGGAGGAUCAUGUCCUAUGUGUCUUCACAAGAUGGAAGGUGUGUGUCUCCAUGUUCUCGGCCUCACACUCCUCUGAAUGGCCACGCACACGACUCCCCCGGCUGGAGCCGACAGCUCCGCGUCAGAGAUGGAGACCAGUUCUACCUGCUGGAUCAAGAGGAGGUUCAUCCAGUGCUGAUGAAUGAUCAUCGUCCCGUCUCUCACCGACACAAACUGCUGCGCAGGACCGUCAGCGUACCUGCAGAUAGCAGACCCCACCCUGAGUCAGAGCACGCUCGUGCUCGCAGGAAGAGCUUUGCCACGUCGCGGCAGAGAAGCAUGGAAACUCCGCCCACUGCCCCUACACAGCCAUUCCGACAGCCUAGUUUUCUCAGCCGCCGCUUGAAAGGAUCAAUUAAACGAGCAAAGAGUCAACCCAAACUCGACCGCACGGGAAGCUUCCGCCAAAUGAUUCUCCCACGAUUCCGCAGUGCUGACCAGGAGAGGACGCGUCUGAUGCAGAGCUUUAAGGAGUCUCACUCUCAUGAGUCUCUGCUGUCUCCGAGCAGCGCGGCCGAGGCUCUGGACCUCACGCUGGACGAGGACGCCAUCAUCAAACCCGUCCACUCCAGCAUCCUCGGCCAGGAGUACUGCUUCGAGGUGACCACGGCGUCAGGAACCAAGUGUUUCGCCUGCCGCUCCGCUGCUGAAAGAGACAAAUGGAUCGAGAAUCUGCAGCGAGCUGUCAAACCAAACAAGGACAACAGUCGUCGUGUGGAUAACGUGCUGAAGCUAUGGAUCAUCGAGGCUCGAGAUCUGCCACCGAAGAAGCGCUACUACUGCGAGCUGUGUCUGGACGACAUGCUGUACGCUCGAACCACCAGCAAACCGCGCACCGACACCGUCUUCUGGGGCGAACACUUCGAGUUCAACAACCUGCCGGCCAUCCGCAGCCUCCGCCUGCACCUCUAUAAGGAGAACGACAAGAAGAGGAGGAAGGAGAAGAGCACAUAUCUGGGUCUGGUCAGCAUCCCGAUCCCGAGUGUGACGGGUCGUCAGUUUGUGGAGCAGUGGUACCCGCUCAUCCAGCCCAGUGUUCUGGCUAAAGGUGGCGGCGGCGGCGGGAAGAUCAUCAACGCCUCUCUCCGCCUCAAGUCCCGCUUCCAGAGCAUGAACAUCCUGCCCAUGGAGCUCUACAAGGAGUUCGCCGAGUACGUCACCAACAACUACCGCACGCUCUGCGGAGUGCUGGAGCCGCUGCUCAGCGCCAAGAGCAAAGAGGAGGUGGCCUGCGCGCUAGUGCACAUCCUGCAGAGCACUGGGAAGGCCAAGGACUUCCUGUCUGACAUGGCCAUGUGUGAGGUGGAUCGUUUCAUGGACCGCGAGCAUCUGAUCUUCAGAGAAAACACACUCGCCACUAAAGCCAUCGAGGAGUUCCUGAAGCUCAUCGCACACCGCUACCUGAAGGACACCAUCGGUGAGGGAGAGUUCAUCCGUGCGCUGUACGAGUCGGAGGAGAACUGUGAGGUGGACCCGAUGCGAACGCCUCCGUCAGUGCUGGCCGAUCAUCAGGCUAACCUGCGCAUGUGCUGUGAGCUAGCGCUCUGCAAGAUCAUCAACUCUCACUGCGUGUUCCCCCGUGAGCUGAAGGAGGUGUUUGCAUCGUGGCGUGUGCGCUGUGCUGAGCGCGGCCGUGAGGACAUCGCCGACCGCCUCAUCAGCUCCUCACUCUUCCUGCGCUUCCUGUGUCCGGCGAUCAUGUCCCCGUCCCUCUUCAACCUGACGCAGGAGUAUCCCUCUGAGCGCACCUCUCGAACCCUCACGCUCAUCGCCAAGGUGGUGCAGAGCCUGGCCAGCUUUUCAAAGUUCAGUGGGAAGGAGGACUAUCUGGGCUUCAUGAAUGAGUUUCUGGAGAUGGAGUGGGGCUCCAUGCAGCAGUUCCUCUACGAGAUCUCCAACCUGGAGUGUGUGAGUAACGCCGGGGCGUUCGAGGGCUACAUCGACCUGGGCCGCGAGCUCUCCAUCCUGCACAGUCUGCUGUGGGAGGUCAUGGCCCAGCUCAGCAAGGAUGCGAUCCUGAAGCUGGGUCCUCUGCCGCGGCUGCUGAACGACAUCAGUGUGGCCCUGCGUAACCCUCAGCUGCACAGACAGGCCAGCCACCAGCCGCCCGAGCGACACCUGAGUCGGCCUGCGUUCAGCAGACUCGCCACCAAUGACUUCCAGAGCCUCAUGAUGAGAGACCUCAACAGCUCGAUAGACAUCUCUCGUCUGCCGUCUCCUACAGCCGGUCUGUCCGGCAGCGGUGUCCUCUCUCACCCGGGCAUGGCUGCGUUCUCAGAGCGAGAUCCCCGCGGCAACAAAGACGUCUUCUAUGUGACCCGCCCACCUCUCGCACGCUCAAGCCCCGCCUACUGCACCAGCAGCUCUGACAUCACUGAGCCAGACCCCAAGGUGCUCAGUGUCAAUAAGAGUGUGUCUAUGAUGGACCUGCAGGACUCGCGCAUCAACAGCGUGUCUAACCUGCACUCAGUGAAUGAUCUGCUGAACUCGUCUCAGGGUUCUCUGGCUGGGUUCGGUCCGCUCGGCGGUGCCCCCCUCAGAGCUGGAGGACGUGUGUCUGCGGGCUCGGGCGGCUCCAGCAUGUCUGGCGGUCUGCGUUUGACCACAGAUUCUCUGUCGCAGCAGCAGCAGCAGGCCGCCGCCGCCAUGCACGUGCCGCUGUCCUUCCAGAACCCGCUGUUCCACCUGGCGUCAGACGGGCCGCAGUACCACACGCCUCCACACGGGCCUACCGCUGUACCGCCGCCACUGCUGCUGGCACCAGAGCCAGAGAACGGGCACGUGGGUUUCGGCGUUCCCACAUUCGCCCACAGCGGAUUCUCCCGCAGUGAAGAUCUGUCGGCGCUGCGGACGCAGAACAGUCUGGUGCAGCCCAACAUCGUGCACUCGCACAGCUACAGCGACGACUUCACACGACACAACCAGGCCGAUUACGCCCGCAGACAGCUGUCUCUGCAGGUGCAGGAGAAUCUCCAGCAGCAGGUGCUGAUGGGAAUGACCCCGCAGACGGCGACAGGCACAGGCACUCCUGCUUCUCUGGCCACGCCCCCCACCACCAUUCAUCCUGUCCGUCAGGCCUCCAUGGCUCCACCCCCUCCUCAACGCGCGAAGCCUCAGCCCGCCCACCAGCUGUCCGUCAGCUCAGCUGUAAACUCCACCCCCCCUAAGACCCGCCCACAGAGUGGCAACCUCCUCCAAUCGCCGGAGUCCAGUUUUGGAGGGAGGCAGUUGCCUAGGCAGCAGCUGUCAGUCAAGGAUAGCCCCGCCCCCGGGUUACCACAUCAGUCCAGCAAUGCGUCGGAGAAUCCCGCCCCUCAGAGCGCAGCCAAUGAGAGCACAGAGAAUACGCCGACCAACCAAUCAGCAAAAAACACACAGCAGAGCAACCAACAACACCUGCUCAAGCCAGGGAACAAACAGGGCUCUAAGUCUCCCUCCACCCUGAAUCCCACCUCUGCUGCCUCCGAGCGCACCGUGGCUUGGGUCUCCAACAUGCCGCAUCUGUCUGCAGACAUCGAGAGUCUGCGCGUGGACCGAGAGGAGUUCAAACUCAAGGAGCACUCCAAGAGCAUGGACGAGUCCCGCCUGGACCGGGUGCGCGAGUAUGAGGAGGAGAUCAACUCCCUGAAGGAGCGUCUGCUGAUGUCCCACCGUAAGCUGGAGGAGUACGAGCGGCGGCUGCACUCGCAAGAGCAGCAGACCAGCAAGAUCCUGCUGCAGUACCAGAGCCGGCUGGACGACAGCGAGAGGCGUCUGCGGCAGCAGCAGGUGGAGAAGGACUCGCAGAUCAAGGGCAUCAUCAACAGGUUGAUGGCGGUAGAGGAUGAGCUGAGGGGAAGUGGAAUGCCUGACCUCAAAACCAGAAUAUUCACAGAACAGCCGAUUUAUGGUGCCCACUCUGGAACAUGAUUGGCCCCUGCAGGACUAGAGGAAAUGUGAUUGGCUGACCCUCCACCCAGGAAUGUCUGAUGAUUGGCUGAGAGAGAAGAGAGAGGCGGAGCCAGAGCUGGACGACCUACUUCAACUCUACACACUCUGUUUCUCUCUCUCUCUCUCUCUCUCUCUCUCUCUCUCUCUCACACACACACAUUAUGAGAGUAUAUAUAUGUAUAUGUAACUAAUAUAUAAAUAUAUAUUCCUCAGAUGUGUCUCUCUCUCUCUUUCUCUCUUUCUUCUCAAUUUUUGAGCCAAAUGGACGACAAUCAGCAUCUUUGAGGCCGAAACAAUCACACUGAUAGCACAAAGAAAACCCCGGAGGACAUACUGACGGAGAGAGAGAGAGAGAAAGAGAGAGAGGUGUGUGUGUGUGUUUAUUUAUGAUGCUCUCCUUCUCUUCCCAUCAUCCCCUCUCUCUCUCUCCCUCCCUCUCUCUCUCUCUCUCUCUCUCUCUCUCUACUGCAGGAGUGUGUUUGUGUACGUGUGUGUGUGUGAGUGUGUUUUUGAGCAGUUGCAGCCUCAACUUCCUAAUAAUGACUCAAUAACGAAUCUCGUGUUUUUCAAAUGAUGUUUUGAGGAGCUUUGAUUCCCUCUGAGCCAAUCAGAUGCUCAGAAUCCCGCAGGGGGCGGGGCCUCCUCCUGCUCUCCGUGCCUACAGAGCUGAUUGAGAACAGGACACUCGAGCUUCUGGAGGGUGUGUGUGUGUGUGUGUGUGUGGAGGACUCCAGCUCUUCAUCUCAUGAUAAUCAGUGGUCUGCUGAAGCUGUUCUCAGACUAUAGUGAGCCGCUAAACCCACCGUCACACACUUGCUCUGUUCCCAUCCACCUAUAUUCAUGCACAUUCUGGAUUAUUGUAUAAAAUCAGUGCUUGCUGGACACAUCAGGAUGUGCAAACAUGAUGAACACACAUAAAAACCUGAAGCACUGGAUAAACGGAUUAGUCCAUAAGAGAAAAUGCACAGAAACACAUUUAUUGAGGAAAGCUUCAUCAGUCUAGAAUCUUCUAGAAUACAAACUCUGAUCCAAUAGCCAAUAUUUCAUGCAGUAUUCCAGUUUCACACAUGAAUUUAAUUAGCAUCUAUGGAUGGAAACACAGCGACUGAUGGAUUAUUCACUACUGUGAAAUCAGCUUUGUAAUUGUGAUGGAGCCCUGGUUUAUCUGACGUAUGAGCGUCUGACUGAAUCAGACAUGAAGAUCCUUUGACUGCACAACACUCAAUAUGCUCAGUGUUAGAGGAAUAACAGGACAGACUCAUGGCUCAGUGGUUAGCACUGUGGCCUCACAGCAAGAAGGUGGCUGGUUUGAGUCCCAGCUGGGUCAGUAGGUGUUUCUGUGUGGAGUUUGCAUGUUCUCCCCGUGUUGGUGUGGGUUUCCUCCGGGUGCUCCGGUUCCCCCCACAGUCCAAACACAUGCGCUAUAGGGGAACUGAUCAACUUAACUGGCCGUAGUGUAUGUGUGUGUGUGUGUGUGUGUGUGAAUGAGUGUGUAUAGGUGUUUCCCAGCACUGGGUUGCAGCUGGAAGGGUAUCCGCUGUGUAAAACAUAUGCUGGAAUAGUUGGUGGUUCAUUCCACUGUGGCGACCCCUGAUAAAUAAGGGACUAAGCAGAAGGGAAAUGAAUGAAUGAGUUCUCAGCUUUAUCAUCCUAGAACACAGCAACUUUUCAUUUUGCGUCAGUCUUCAGUACAUGAUAUAUUUGAAGAAGAGUCCAGCUUUAAAUAGGAAAAUGAUCAAAACUCUGCUUAUUUUAAAGCGAGAUGCUAACGGUCUAAUCCGAUUCAAUGAUCUAUGCUAAGCUAAUGCUAAAAGAGAUUGGCUGAACACAUUAUGUUUACUCCAGUUUAUCAGCAUGAUCUUGUUUCUCAUUGGAUGGAAAUGCUCAUUUAUUCGUUUAUAUGCAAUAUUCCAGUUUUGUGCAUUAGUCUAAUUAGCAUCUUUGGAUGGAAACAGAGCGACUGAUGGAUUAUUCUCUAAAUCCGCUUUGUAAUUGUGAUGGAGCCCUGGUUUAUCUGAUUGAUGAAGCGAUGAGCGUCUGACUGAAUCUGGCAUGAAGAUUAUUUUACUGCACAACACUCAAUAUGCUCAGUGUUAGAGGAAUAACUCAUUUAAUUAUCAUUUGAUUGAUUUAAGCUCUUGUCUGCGUAAAUGGAAACAUGAUUUAGCUUAGAAAUUGUGACAGAACUAUAUUACUGUUGUACAGUAGAAUGUCAUUUUCAUAUUCACAAUAAUACAAUCAUUAAAACUUAAUUUUUUAAGGAGGAAACUUUCUAUGCAGCACUAAAUAGUACAAUUAAAUUGUUCAUGCUUUACACUGAUUACUGUCUUUAAUAAUCAUAACAGUAGAAAAAUAAGAAUUUAAUUAUUUAUUUGACUUUCAGUGAUCAGAUGUGCUUUAUAUUUAUUUAAAAUGAACCAUUUAAAAUGAGUCCAGAAGAUAUAUAUUUUGAGAAGAAACAAAAAUCAGCCUCUUUAAUAUCACUUUUAGAUUGUAUUAUGGUUUGAGCUUUUGAAGACUAAAAUGAAAUAAUGUCCAGAAAUAUACACUCACCGGCCACUUUAUUAGGUACACCUGUCCAACUGCUUGUUAACGCAAAUUUCUAAUCAGCCAAUCACAGGGCAGCAGCUCACUGCAUGUAGGCAUGUAGACAUGGUCAAGACGAUCUGCUGCAGGUCAAAGCGAGCAUCAGAAUGGGGAAGAAAGGGGAUUUAAGAGACGCUGAACGUGGCAUGGUUGUUGCUGCCAGACGGGCUGCUCUGAGUAUUUCAGAAACUGCUGAUCUACUGGGAUUUUCACGCACAACCAUCUCUAGGGUUUACAGAGAAUGGUCCGACAAAGAGGAAAUAUCCAGUGAGCGGCAGUUCUGUGGGCGCAAAUGCCUUGUUGAUGCCAGAGGUCAGAGGAGAAUGGCCAGACUGGUUCCAGCUGAUAGAAAGGCAACAGUAACUCAAAUAAGCACUCGUUACAACCGAGGUCUGCAGAAGAGCAUCUCUGAACACACAACACGUCCAACCUUGAGGCGGAUGGGCUACAGCAGCAGAAGACCACACCGGGUGCCGCUCCUGUCAGCUAAGAACAGGAAACUGAGGCUACAAUUCACACAGGCUCACCAAAA
Molecule: messenger RNA, 7207 nt
Organism: Danio aesculapii
Lineage: Eukaryota; Metazoa; Chordata; Actinopteri; Cypriniformes; Danionidae
Gene: syngap1a
Product: synaptic Ras GTPase activating protein 1a
Exons: 21
Coding region: 130-4068 (1312 amino acids)
Biological process (GO): regulation of GTPase activity
Source: RefSeq, a predicted model, not a curated record